UGGCAUGCCCAUACAAAGCAGAUGCACGAAAUCCUUCUUCAAUGAGUGUCACAGAAUGGACAUUAGCGAUUCGACCAGAUAAGCCCUCGGACUGUAAAUGGGCAAUUGGAUCAUCUGAACCUAGUCCUCACGUACACAACAAGUGGGCACCACCAAAGUUUGGUGUAUUGGAUAACAUUUUGGAUCAUAUUGGCAACACUCCCCUGGUUAGGCUUGAUAGGAUUAAAAAGGACAAAGGCCUCAAGUGUGACCUCUUCGCGAAGUGUGAGUUCUUCAAUUCGGGGGGCAGUGUAAAAGAUAGGAUAGGAUUGAGAAUGGUUGAGGAAGCAGAGAAAGCUGGAACUAUCAAACCUGGCGUUCACACUCUUAUUGAACCAACCUCUGGAAAUACAGGUAUCGGACUGGCACUGACAGCUGCUGUGAAAGGUUAUCGCUGUAUCAUUGUUAUGCCAGAGAAGAUGAGUAAUGAGAAGGUCAGUGUUUUGAGGGCACUGGGUGCUGAAAUCGUCAGGACGCCUACUUCUGCUGCUUUCGACAGUCAAGAAUCUCACAUUGCUGUGGCCCAGAAGCUGAUGGAUGAAAUUCCUAACUCUAUUAUUUUGGAUCAGUACCGGAACGAGUACAACCCCAUUGCUCAUUAUGAUGAUACUGCUGAGGAAUUAUUCCACCAGAUGGACGGUAAGAUUGACAUGGUAGUCGCAGGAACAGGAACUGGGGGAACAGUUACUGGUAUCGCCAGAAAACUCAAGGAGAAGCUGCCAAACAUUGUGAUUGUAGGAGUUGACCCAGAAGGUUCUAGUCUAGCAUAUCCAGAAUCUCUAAACAAGGAGAGGGAAGGUGAGGCGUACCACGUGGAGGGAACAGGAUACGACUUCAUACCUACUGUUCUAGACAGAGACUGUAUCGACAAAUGGAUGAAGAGUGAGGAUGGGCCCUCUUUUGCCAUGUCCCGCCAACUCAUCAGGCAGGAGGGACUGCUUUGCGGCGGAAGUUGCGGUGCUAACGUCUACUGUGCUGUCGAGGCAGCGCGUCAUCUGCCUGCUGGGGCCCGAGUUGUCGCCAUCCUGCCAGACUCAGUAAGGAACUACAUGACUAAAUACCUCUCUGAUGACUGGAUGAUAGAGAAUGGAUUCCUGAACCCUUCUGAGGAGGACGAAUUGUCGCUUCAAUGGUGGCACAAGUUGCCCGUGUCUGUGAUAGCCAUGAAGGAUCCAAUUAUCAUCUCAUCCUCAAUGAAGUGUCAGACUGCAAUGCAGAUCAUGAAUGAUAGGAACGUGGAUCAGCUUCCUGUUGUGGACACUGACGGCUCUAUUUCAGGAGCAGUAACGCUUCAUAACAUGAUGAGAAAGGUUACUAAAGGUCAAGCUGCAGCUCAGGAUCCUGUCUCCAAAGUCAUGUACAACCAAUUCCAAAAGGUUUCUGUGGAUACAUCUCUGGCUGUAGUUUCUAAGAUGUUGGACCACGAUCACUUCGUCAUCGUUACCAAAGGGUGGCAGUACUACGAGGAUGACGGCAAACCUGCACCACGUGAAAUGUACAUUGGUACUGUCACCGCCUCCCACCUGUUAGCUUACAUCAUAGCUGGACCUCACCUUUAUACCAACGGGGUAUCAGAUGAUAAAACCGUCGGAUCAGAUGUCGAAAGUUUAAAGUCAUGUGAUAAUGAGUCGUGAUGCCGUGAUCUGAAUGACGAUGACGGUGUCCACACAGAGAAGCAGAUCGUGUUUGGUAUACUGAGCAGAAGUGAUAUUGUACACUACCUUAUGAACGAAGGCUCAGAGGAAACACCACCUAAAGUACCCCUUACCAAUGGUUUCCACUAGUUCCCUAGGGACCGUGUUUUGGGAUGAAUCUAUUUUUAGAGUUCGAAACGGUGGACAUUUUAACAUAGAGGUUUCGGACAUUUUAACAUAGAGGUUUUGAACAUUUUUAAUUAAAAGUCUAACGAGCAUUUUAUUUAGGUAUAUUUUCAUUCAAAGAAUAUGCCGCAUGAUUAUUAUAGAUAGGGAUACUGGUUGGGAGCCGAAACAUAUUUGUUCUGACACGUGCCAUAUAUUUACCAGUCAGCUGCCAUCAUUGACCAAUCAAACCCCAAUAUCACUGUCACGUGUCACAUAAUAUGUUUUAUCUCCCACCAGUGUCUAUUGUUUUAGUUUUAGCAUGCUUUGCUUUUUAAUGAGUUGUUUUUUAGGUUUCUUUGUGCAAAGUUAUAUGAUUGGGUUUUUGCGUCAAGUUAAAAUAGUCUACAGUGAAACUCUGGAUUCCGGACCAAACGUUAAAGAUUUGUUAAUAGUCCCGUCGAAAUGCAGUCGAAACCGAGAUUUCAGUUUCCACCGUUUAUUAUGUAUAAUUAGAACAUAGCCGGGAUGUGUGACUUCUACGUCAGGCGUGAUAGUGAAAUUAAUCAUAUUAAGCAUCAUAUUCAUAUAUGAUAUUGAGCAAUGAGCUUCCCAAUUCCUUAUUCCUUUAAUAUCCAGACUAACUUAUUUUCAAAAAAAUAAUCUCUAUUCUCUGUCCGGAUCUAACCGGCCAAAGUUUCACUGUAGUUAAGUUAUAAGUAUUUAAAAGUGUACAUUUCCAUUUUAUAGUGCUGCGAUUUGUAUUGAA
Molecule: messenger RNA, 2607 nt
Organism: Bolinopsis microptera
Lineage: Eukaryota; Metazoa; Ctenophora; Tentaculata; Lobata; Bolinopsidae
Product: cystathionine beta-synthase-like
Exons: 16
Coding region: 42-1673 (543 amino acids)
Cellular component (GO): cytoplasm
Molecular function (GO): cystathionine beta-synthase activity
Source: RefSeq, a predicted model, not a curated record